CCUCCUUGUGUUUAGAAGAGAAGGAGAAGAAAAGCUUCAGCUCCCUCCAGGCAAAGUUCAGGGUGGAUAUUAGGAACAACUUCCUUCCUGCAAGACUUGUCAGGCACUGGAACAGGCUGCCCAGGGAGAUGGUGGAGUCACCAUGCCUGGAGGUGUUCAAAAAGUGUGGGGACAUGAUUUAAUGGCCACGGUGGUGUUGGGUUGAUGGUUGGACUUAAAGAGUUUAGAAGUCUCUUGCAGCUGAAAUGUUUCCAUGAUUUCUGUAGAGUGAACAGUGUCAGCAUUUUAAUUUUUCUUCCUGUGAGGGUGACAGAGCACUGGGAGCAGCUGCCCAGGGAGGUUGUGGAGUCUCCCUCUCUGGAGAUAUGCAAGAAUUGUCUGGAUGCCUUCCUGUGUGAUCUGAUCUAAGUGAUCUUGCUCUGGCAGGGGGGCUGAACCAGGAAAUAUGGGAUGUAUAAAAUCAAAAAGGAAAGAGAAUCUGCAUGGAGAUGGGCUAGAUUUGAAGAACCAACCAGUACGUAAAACUGACCGAACUAUUUAUGUGAGGGAUCCAACGGCCAAUAAACAGCAGAGGCCAGCAAACCAAGAAGCCCAGCUUUUACCAGGACAGAGGUUUGUCAGUGAAGAAUCAGAGGAGCAUGGAGUCAUCGUGGUAGCUUUGUACCCCUAUGAUGGCAUUCAUGAAGAUGACCUGUCCUUCAAAAAAGGAGAAAAAAUGAAAGUUAUUGAGGAGCAGGGAGAAUGGUGGAGGGCAAAAUCUCUCACAACCAGGAAGGAAGGCUUCAUUCCCAGCAACUAUGUAGCCAAAGUAAACACUCUGGAAACAGAAGAGUGGUUCUUCAAAGACAUAACCCGCAAAGAUGCUGAAAGACAGCUCCUGGCUCCUGGAAACAGUCCUGGAGCUUUCCUUAUCAGAGAAAGUGAAACAUUAAAAGGCAGCUAUUCUCUCUCCAUAAGAGACUAUGACCCACAGCACGGUGAUGUUAUCAAGCACUACAAAAUCAGGAGCCUAGACAACGGAGGGUUUUACAUCUCUCCAAGAAUCACUUUCCCCAGCAUCAAUGACAUGAUCAAACAUUAUCAAAAGCAGUCAGAUGGCUUAUGCAGAAAGUUGGAAAAAGCUUGUAUCAGCCCCAAGCCUCAAAAACCAUGGGAUAAAGAUGCCUGGGAAAUUCCACGGGAGUCAAUUAAAUUGGUGAAGAAACUUGGAGCUGGUCAGUUCGGAGAGGUCUGGAUGGGCUACUACCACAACAGCACAAAAGUGGCAGUGAAGACUCUGAAGCCUGGGACAAUGUCUGUGCAAGCCUUCCUGGAGGAAGCCAACCUGAUGAAAACACUUCAGCAUGAUAAGCUGGUCAGGCUUUAUGCUGUGGUCACCAAAGAAGAACCUAUUUACAUCAUAACAGAAUUCAUGGCGAAAGGAAGUUUGCUGGAUUUCCUGAAGAGUGAUGAAGGAAGUAAGUUGCUGCUUCCCAAGCUCAUUGACUUCUCUGCUCAGAUUGCAGAAGGCAUGGCCUACAUAGAAAGAAAAAAUUAUAUCCAUCGAGAUCUGAGAGCAGCAAAUGUUCUGGUUUCAGACUUACUGAUGUGCAAAAUUGCUGACUUUGGGCUGGCAAGAGUCAUUGAAGACAAUGAAUACACAGCAAGGGAAGGUGCCAAGUUCCCUAUUAAAUGGACAGCACCAGAGGCAAUCAACUAUGGCUCUUUUACUAUUAAAUCUGAUGUGUGGUCAUUUGGGAUUCUCCUGUAUGAAAUUGUCACAUAUGGAAAGAUUCCUUAUCCAGGUAUGAGCAAUUCAGACGUGAUGGUUGCUCUUCAGCGAGGGUACCGAAUGCCACGCAUGGAAACCUGUCCAGCUGAGCUUUAUGAUAUCAUGAAAACAUGCUGGAAAGACAAAGCAGAAGAGAGGCCAACAUUUGACUACCUACAGAGUGUGCUUGAUGACUUCUACACAGCAACAGAAGGGCAGUAUCAACAACAGCCAUAGAACAGAGAACACUUUUUCAGUUGCCAUGGCUCACUGGCACAGACUCAUUUGGACAGACUGCUCAAGCCACUUACUUCACGAGUCUUGAUGUCUGAACUGAGUGUGGAAGCUGAAAAGCUGAAGGAAAGAGUAAUUCUGCAGCAAAACAAUCAUGGUUUUGUUUGGUUAAAACAGCUCCUCUGAAGCAAGCUUGACAUUGUCCUUAAAUGCUCUGUGGUUUGCAGCUGCAGAAGCACCCCAAGGCAAGCAGGCUUUUUGGGGUGGGGCAGGAGAAGGAAGUGAUCAUGGUGCAGUUUGGCAACAUCUUAGGAUCCAAAUCGUGCAGUACAUUACGAGGAGACCUUUAUGGAAGGGGCAAGAAGAUGCACAAACAGCUGCUUGCAAAAGAAAGAGUCGAGAACGAGAAGUUGCAAGUUUAAGACAUGGUGAUGUUGUUAAUUUUUUUUCAAUUCAGCAUAUUAUGAAAACUUUUUUUAUAUCCUUGUUACCCUGCACUGGUAGCUGGAGCACUGUCACCUCUUGUAGGACUUCCUAACACUGUCUUGGUUUCCUCUAAGGAAGGGUUGUAAAGAAGAUGAAUCUUUUCUGCUGUAUUACCCAUUCUGAACUUGAGAUCCUCUCCAAA
Messenger RNA from Pogoniulus pusillus (Red-fronted tinkerbird), 2612 nucleotides. It is a transcript of the gene LYN, whose product is annotated as LYN proto-oncogene, Src family tyrosine kinase. The record is from RefSeq and is a predicted model, not a curated record. Gene Ontology annotation, molecular function: signaling receptor binding; ATP binding; non-membrane spanning protein tyrosine kinase activity. The transcript is spliced from 13 exons. Lineage: Eukaryota; Metazoa; Chordata; Aves; Piciformes; Lybiidae. Gene Ontology annotation, cellular component: extrinsic component of cytoplasmic side of plasma membrane. Gene Ontology annotation, biological process: protein phosphorylation; regulation of B cell receptor signaling pathway; platelet degranulation. Bases 446 to 1987 code for a protein of 513 amino acids.